Molecule: messenger RNA, 5890 nt
Organism: Nothobranchius furzeri (turquoise killifish)
Lineage: Eukaryota; Metazoa; Chordata; Actinopteri; Cyprinodontiformes; Nothobranchiidae
Source: RefSeq, a predicted model, not a curated record
GAAGUGGGAGCGAGGCAUUCUGACGAUGAGGUAUCACGUGUGGCCCUCGCUUUGAGCUGUACUCCGACGUGGCGGAGCGGGACGAUCACCUGUCUAUUGUGACUCUGGAGGAGGCGCCAUUUGUCAUCGUGGAGGACGUGGACCCCCCUCAGCGGGACCUGCAUGAGGAACACGGUGCCGUGUCGGAAACAGCUGAAGCUUAGCAAUCACACAGGCGACUCGGGAAUUUACAUCAAGCGCUGCUGUAAAGGUUUCUGUAUCGACAUCCUGAAAAAGAUUGCCAAGUCUGUGAAGUUCACUUACGACCUCUACCUGGUCACCAACGGCAAGCACGGCAAGAAAGGUCAACGGGACGUGGAACGGCCAUGGUGGGAGAGGUGGUGGCAAAGAAUGCCCACAUGGCAGUUGGCUCGCUCACCAUCAACGAGGAGAGGUCAGAGGUCAUCGACUUCUCCGUUCCGUUCAUUGAGACGGGGAUCAGUGUCAUGGUGUCCCGUAGCAACGGAACCGUCUCCCCUUCUGCCUUCCUGGAACCGUUCAGCGCCGACGUCUGGGUCAUGAUGUUUGUGAUGCUGCUGAUAGUGUCGGCCGUGGCCGUCUUCGUGUUUGAGUACGUCAGCCCUGUGGGUUAUAACCGCUGUCUGGCAGACGGACGAGCAAACUGGACGCCUUCAUCUACGAUGCUGCCGUCCUGAACUACAUGGCUGGCAGAGACGAGGGCUGUAAGCUGGUGACGAUCGGCAGUGGCAAAGUGUUCGCCUCCACCGGUUAUGGCAUCGCCAUCCAGAAAGACUCGGGCUGGAAGCGAGCGGUGGAUCUGGCCAUUCUGAUGCUGUUUGGAGACGGUGAGAUGGAGGAGCUGGAGGCCCUUUGGCUGACAGGCAUCUGCCACAAUGAGAAGAACGAGGUGAUGAGCAGCCAGCUGGAUGUGGACAACAUGGCGGGGGUCUUCUACAUGCUCGGGGCUGCCAUGAUUCUGUCGCUGAUUACGUUCAUCUGUGAACAUUUGUUCUACUGGCAGCUGCGCUUCUGCUUCAUGGGCGUGUGUUCAGGAAAGCCCGGAGUCACCUUCUCCAUCAGCAGAGGUAUCUACAGCUGCAUCCAUGGGGUACAAAUCGAGGAAAACAAGUCAACUGCAGACUCACCCUCUUCUACCAUUAAGAAGAACAUGAACAACACCCACUCCAACAUCCUGAGGUUGCUUCGCACAGCUAAAGACAUGACUGCGGUUCCAGGCAUCAAUGGCUCUCCACACCCAGCCUUGGAGUACAGCCACAGUGGCCGUGAGACAGGCAUCUACGACAUCCAGGAUCAGCGGCGCAGCCUGGUGGGCCACCCUGUAGAUUGUAAGUCGACACCUCCCUACUUGCCAGAGGACAACAUGUUCAGUGACUACAUCAGCGAGGUGGAGAGGACUUUUGGCAACUUGCCCCUGAAGGACAACAACCUGUACCAGGACCAUUACCGGCACCACCACCCGGCCUCGGCUCUGGGUAUGUCCGGCCCCCCACCUAACAGGCCGCGUAGCUUAGGCAGCGCUAGCUCUCUGGAAGGAGGCAUGUUUGAUGGCGACAGUUUAGGGGGAGGGGUAGCACCCAUCUUCACCACGCAGCCCCGCCCCUCCAUGACUCACAGGAAUACAAGUAAAUUUGACCUGAUUGCUGGCCACACCCCUGCGGAUUCCAGUCAGGGGGGGUUCAAGGGAAGCAAUGUUUACGGCAGGUUUUCUUUCAAAGGUGGUGCAUCCAGCACGGGGCUCAUCGGGGGGCACGACAGGUACUGUGCUGGGGGAGGGGGAGGCUCAGGGGGUGAUGAUGGGAACGUUCGUUCGGAUGUGUCUGAUAUUUCCACACACACAGUCACCUAUGGAAACCUGGAGGGCAACACCAAAAGACGUAAGCAGUACAGGGACAGCCUGAAAAAGAGGCCAGCCUCCGCCAAGUGCAGACGGGAGCAGGACGAGAUAGAGCUGAACGCCUUCAGGAAGAGACCCCACCACCACACCGUCCACCACCACUUCCCACACGGACCUCAGGCACACCGCCCGGUCUCACCGCCCAUGGAGCGGAAGAGGGGAGGAGGACUGGGUAAUUCUUCACCUUACUUAUUCAGCAAAGACAAAGACAACCCGAGGGAUUUCUACGCGGACCAGUUCCGCUCCAAGGAGGGCAAGGCCAAGUGGGAGCAAGAGGGUGGAAGUGGAGGAAGCGGUGUGGGCGGUGGUAGUGGUGAUGGUAUCUGUAAAAGCUUAGUACCAGUGGAAGACUUCCUUAAAGGUAAAGGGAUGAAAUCAGAUUCAGGUCUAGGAGGGGGAGGUAUAGCAGGGGGCGACUGGGAGUGUCGUAACUGCCACAGUGUGUGUCAUCACAGUGGAGGUGUAGGAGGAGGCAGCACAUGCCCAGCUAGCGGAGUUGGGGGGAGCAGCAGUCGCCCCAGCUCUGCUACAUGCAAACGCUGUGACUCGUGUAAGAUACAGCCCACUAACCUGUAUAACAUCAGCGAAGACAACAACAUGAUGUUCAGUGGAGGGAAGGGCAGCGUAGGGCUCAGCCAAUCACAGAGUCAGACACAGCGCAGGAAGCUAGGGCCAGGUGGGAAGGUGUUACGGAGGCAGCACUCUUAUGACACGUUUGUUGACCUGCAGAGAGAGGGAGCGAGUCGCAUGGGACGGGCUGGUGGAGGCACUGGGGGGCAGUUUCCCCAGCCCCGCAGUGUGAGCUUGAAAGACAAAGACCGCUACAUGGAAGGUCCCAGCCCCUAUGCUCACAUGUUUGAGAGGUAUUCAGGUGACAGAGAGUCUUCCAUGUUUGGAGGGAUAGGUGGGGAUAGGGUAGCAGCAGGGUCCUCCUUCAGCUUGUUCCGUGGAGGUGAGGGGGGGAUUCAUCGACGCUCAGUGGGAGAAAGAGACCUGAGGGACAGGGAUAGAUCUAUGAUGGGAGGAGGGGGCUGUGGUGGUGGUGGUGGUAGCAGAGGGGCUGGGACUUACUCCUUGUCUAAAUCUCUCUACCCAGAUAAGGUGAACCAGAACCCCUUCAUCCCAACCUUCGACGAUGACCAGUGUCUAUUACACGGUGCCAAACCGUACUACAUCAAAAAUCCACAGACGCAGCAGCAGCAGCAACUUCUCAACAACAGCCGAGGAGGAGGGGACUUCCGCGGCUCCAUGGGGGCGACUUCCUAUUUGCCCGCAUCUGCCACAGCAGGAGUGAUGUCCAAUGUGGGCACGAGAUACCCGAAAGAGCUGUGUUUGGGUGGUGUGGGAGGGCCCAUGGGGAACCACCAUGGGGCCAACAAACUGCUGCCUGUAGGCAGGGACACGUUAGGUCUGGGUCAGGGACAGAGACCCUUCAACGGUGCCAGCAAUGGACACGUUUAUGAAAAGCUUUCCAGCAUUGAAUCAGAUGUCUGAGACCCAAGGCAAAAGAAAGACCAUGCGGAGAAAAGAUGAGGUGGGGGGGUGAAGGGAAGAAGAGAAAGAGCUUAACUUUUCUGUGUGAUACAAAUGUGGAGACACGACGGUGUGUGUGUGUGUGUGUGUUGUCUUCUGUCCGCUUAAAGAAAGGAUUUUGAGCAAAGCACAGGGGGCCCCUGCCACAGAGAGCGUGGUUACGUUUGAAGUGAGACGAGUUUUUAAUAAGAUGAGAGGAUUCCGGUGCUGCUCCAACGCUUUAGAAAUCUAAAGGAAGGGAGGGUUGGGAGGAGUGGGAAAAGGUGAAAUCAAUUCUCCAGACUCGGCUCUCUUCACAUGCUCGCUGUCGUUCCCUCCUUCCUGCAGCUCCUCAACACCAAAACAAACUACAGAUACAAUCAUGAAUGAGAAAUCUACACUUCUGCCGAAGUAACAGGGUACACUAACAAUUACUGUAUUGAUGAUGUUAAUGAUAUUAUUGAAUAUUAUUCCAGUGUUUAUUGAUGAUGAUCAGUUUUGAUUGUUUUUAAACUUCAUUUCUUUUAAUAGUUCAUGUUGCAGAUUUAUGUGACGUUAUUCUUUCUUAACUCACGAUUACAGCAGACUGUUGGACCUGUUUACGGAUCUGUGUUGGGUAUUUUGGACUCUUCUUUGCUAUGAAUUCUUCAUGUUUGCUUUUAUUUUUUCUACUUUUCUUACUUUGAUUGCUGUGAAGUGUAUGUAAGAGGCAUGCCUUGCUGAGUGCACUAUAUGUAUUUAUAAAUUCGUGAAUUACUUCAGUUUUUUUAAGCAACAGAAGCGACAUCAUCAUACUGAUUUGUGGUUUUUGAGUUUUAUUUGUUACUUUCUGCUUGGCAGGGCCAAAAGGGUUUCUCAUUUUGAUCUGGAUGUGCCUUAAAGGGACUAACACUGAGACGUUUUCCUGCUUUUGUUGGUAGACAGAUCCACCUGCAACGGCACCUGCGAGUAAGUCAAACAUCAGGUAAAGGUUUGUGGUAUUUAUCUGGUACAAUGACUCAAACCUAACCAAAGAAAUUGCGACAAAAUUGGCUGUUUAGAUGUUCUACAUUGAUCUUGAUGACAGAGACAGCAAGGGUUACAGUAUAGAAGCUUUUUUAUACUCCGCAGAUGAUUCGUUUCAUUCAUCAUUUUUACCAUCCCUCAGCUCAUCACAAGAGAUAGCUCACAUGAAAAUUUAAGCUAAAUUGAUUUAAUGGUCUCAUAUUGCUUUGUUGGAUCUGUUUCAAUUGACUUUGACAGUUUUGCCAUUCAGUACAUGGACAUAAUGGACUCAUGAAGAGGAAGGCCACUGUUCCUGAGAUUAGUAGCUCCUUUUUCCCCCUUGUGGCUGCAGUUACAAGCCCUGCCCGUCAUGUUUUAUGGCUCACGUUUGAAGAAUGGGAGGAGCAAGAGGAUUUAGUGUUAUGUAAUGCAGGUGGAAAGGGCCACCUGUGGCUUUUAAACAUAUUUUCUGUUGCAUAAAACAAGUUGAAACUUAGGUUUACAGCACACUGAUGUGACAAAAGUCUCCAGUUGAAAGGAGUAGCAGACAUUUGGUUGACAAGAUUGACAACGCCAUCUUGUGAAGCGAUAACAGUUAGCCUUUAGCAUCACGACUUGAAACGGUGCAGAAGCAGUCCAUCUGGUUGUCCUUAAAGACAGCAAAUUGUCCCUACCAGCACUUCUGAAGCACCAUAGCGUGCACGUUUCAACCAAACUCCUAGUUAAAAAGCACAAUUCUUUUUUACAAAUAAAAUAUAUAUAUAUAUAUAGAAACCUAGAACAUUCCUGAAGAGAUCCUGAGUAUGCCAGCACUCCCAAUGUUGGUUGUUGUGCUCUGAUAAAAGAUAGGAAGAAAAAAAAACAAGCUGGCAUAUUAAUGGCACAAAGAGUGCAGUCCUGACCGGCACUGAAGUAGAAAAAAGGGACUUUAUUCUGCCAAUCACCCUUUGAGUUUAUGGUUGCUAUGGUGAUUCCUACUUCUGAGUGUUUAAGGGCAAACAAACGCUGAGAGUAUGGGUCUGGAGCAUCGAAAACACUGUGACUACUUAAGAGAAAAUGUUAUAAGGCUGCAGAAGAGGGAGAAUGGCUUAAAACCAAACAACUGACAGAAACAACUCUAGCUGGAUGACGUACGGUAGGAUGUACCGUAAUUUCCGGACUAAAGAGCGUACCUCAGGAUAAGCCACACCAACAAAAAAAAAAGGUUUUCUACACACACACGCCGCACUCAAAUACAAGCUGCGGCGCAGCAGCCACAUGCAGGUCUCCGGCGCACAGCGCAUGUACGGCCAUAACAUAAGAUAAUUAGACAGAAAGACGCUACAUGGAGGUUUUUUGUUGUUUUAAUUCAACAAAAGAAUUUUAAACACGGGUGAACGUGCCUGCAAGUUUAGAAAAGAGCACUGAUAGCAUUCAUAUUUCUGGAUGGUUAUAAAAUAAAAACAGCACUGACACGUUAUUACUGGUAAUUUGCAUGUU